Trematosphaeria pertusa is the source of this 1258-nucleotide messenger RNA. RefSeq names its product kinase-like protein. NCBI's taxonomy places the organism in Eukaryota, Fungi, Ascomycota, Dothideomycetes, Pleosporales, Trematosphaeriaceae. Gene Ontology annotation, molecular function: ATP binding; protein kinase activity. Gene Ontology annotation, biological process: protein phosphorylation. The coding region runs from base 1 to 1215 and encodes 404 amino acids. The record is from RefSeq and is a predicted model, not a curated record. The transcript is spliced from 4 exons.
AUGCGACAUUUUCGGACAUUUUCUGACUUAUUUUACGCUCGGCUUCCACUCGCAUCCCACCUAGAUCAGCGUCGACGUGCUUCCACUCUCGUUUACGCCCGCGUCGCCCGCGUCGCAUCUCAGGUCUCGUUCGCCAACUCGACCAAUACUGUAAUCCUAAGGCGCUGUGCAGAUAUUUGGCGGCUCCGAGUGAGCUGUCGGGCUAGUCGACGCAUAGCUGCGAGGAUGCAGUCAACACUUAUUGGCAAUUCUGGUCGCGAGUACAAACGAGUCCAAGUACUGCAUUCCCAUCCUAAAAAGUCCGAGCUGGAUAUUUACCUCGCAACCUCGGACAACCAAUUCUUCGUCCUAAAACCCGUCUCGCCGUCCAUCUUUAGUCACUUACUCGAGUUCAACAAAGAGUUUGGCGAUAACCCUUACCUGCGAACCCACGUCGACUACAACGACAAGGAGAAUACGGUUGUAUACGAGGGUUUCACGACCGAUGUGCUUUCGUUGGUGAGGAAUUAUCCACCUCUCCCGCUCGAGGUACGAAAGACGAUUCUUAUGAAGGUCGGGCUUGGCCUAAAGGACAUGCAUGCAAGGAACUGGAUACACCUUGAUGUGAAGCCAGAUAAUGUCUUUGUUAAUUGGCACAUAGACAAACAGGGGCAAUUCCACCUGGAAAAGGUAGCAUUGGGUGAUUUGGAUGUCGCUUUGAAGCUAGAAGACGGAAAGCUCUUUAAUCACAGGAUAGGAAACGUCAUGUGGCGCAGCCCAGAGGGCCAACUAGGAAAGGGUGUGGGCAAGCAUUCCGAAGUGUUUUCAUUUGGACUCCUUUGCUUCUAUGUCAUCACGGGCGUAGAAUGGCUCCACGCCGACUUUACCACGCUAGAGGUUGAACCAGAGUCAGUGAUUCUAUUCAAGUUGCUUUCGGCCUUUGGGCCUCUACCAGACGCGCUCGUGGAACACGUCAACGAUGCCGAAUCGGGGGAGCUCUUAAGAGCCCUGUGGCAAGCAAUAUCAGAGGACGAGACCAACAAAACGUUCGAUAGCUGGUCGUCAGAUACGUUUCCCAACCUCGACAGCGAGGUAAAGAGGCUGAUAUUAAGGAUGACGAACCUCGAUCCCGUGAAAAGGGCAUCGAUGUCGGACAUCAUGGCCAAUACCUACUGGAACUUGAAGGACAUUGAGGGAGUUCUCAGAGCGGACAUCGCAAUUAAGGACGGCGUUUGAGUCUAGUUCUAGAUAUCUCUCGUCUCACCAACUUCUCGUGCAA